Molecule: messenger RNA, 2059 nt
Organism: Drosophila simulans
Lineage: Eukaryota; Metazoa; Arthropoda; Insecta; Diptera; Drosophilidae
Exons: 2
Coding region: 60-728 (222 amino acids)
Source: RefSeq, a predicted model, not a curated record
UCGGUCUUUUGAAAUAGUGGUGUGGUUACGGCUUCGUGAUCAUAUUGGACAACAAAAGAAUGCAUCCGUCUUCCUCCAGCUGUAGCAACACCAAUGUAAAUGUGUUGCCAAUGUUCAGACAGCCGCCCAGUAUUGCUUUUUUCAGUGUUGCUCAUCUUCACGAUAUUCUUGUUUCAAAAAUUAUUUUUUUCCAAUUCAAAUUCGACUUCCCAUCGUCACACAAGAUCACCAUCUUCUGUCCCAGGGCAGGGGACAAAACAACAAAGUGGAUCAUGGAAUUGAUAAAGAAACAGAAUGACUUGGACACCGAGAACUGGCGUCUCAUAACAAGGAAGAAUGAGGGUGGUGGCUCGCUCCUCAGCCUUUGCAUUGAUGACAACUCAUGCGCCAAGACUAUUUCUAGUGACCACAAGCUGAACUUCAGGUUUGGAGACAUAUCAGUUUGUGGUCUAAAGAAGGCCAAAUCGAUCAAAUUCGGCACAAGACAGGUCGAGACUCCUCGAAAUCCACUAGUCUCCGCGGAGAAGGAGAAGCCCAAUAAGCUCUUCGAAUCCAGCGAGGAUCUGGCAGAUAAUGCGGAUCUUGAUGCGACCAUCAUCGAGAUGGGGGAUCAGACCCCGAUAUCCUCUCAGGAGCUAGAUAUGGAACUAGACCUGCUGAGUAAGGAAGAAGCGAUGCCGGCGGAUGGUGAUCUGGGUAUCUCCAGAUCAGCAACGCCGACGACGUAGCCGAUCAUUUAAUGGUCGGGAGUACGGGGAUAGCUCAGGUGAACAUCCAUCGUGCCAAGGCGGCCUCGUGCUGGCAAGGAUGUUCACCAAACAACAUCUUGGGCUAGCCCUGGUACAGGAACCCUGGUAUAACCAGGGAAUAAAAGGACUGUAUGUGAAGAACGCCAUGGUAAUUUGGGAUCAACGGGCCUCCAGCCCUAGAGCCUGUAUCCUGGCUUGUAGAAGUAUUAAUUAUUAUAUACUUAUAGAAUUUCUCACGCGGGACUGUGUACCGAUCGUGGUAGAAGACGUGGGAGCAGCCAAGAAGACUGUGCGUGCCCACCGCCCGAAAUCACUGAGGACAUACUCACCCAUCAUCAUCGGAUGUGAUGCAAAUGCACAGCACGUGAUAUGGGGCAGCAGCGACGUAAAUCAAAGAGGAUAGUCACUCUUAGAAUUUAUCUUGAAUAACAAUCCAGAAAUCCUAAAUGUCGGCAAUGUUCCGACAUUUGUUACCAGGGUAAGAUCUGAGGUUCUGGACAUUACACUUUCCAGCAGAUCAGUGGCUUCGCAUAUAUCGUCAAUGUCAGAUCACAGAAUUAUCCGUUUUAACAUAGGGCCAAAUCUAGAAUGUAGCGAUCGUAAGCGCAAUCCCAGGAAUACGAAUUGGGAAGGGUUCAAUGCCUCCUUACUGCGAGAUCCAGUUACUGGGGUAACCGGGAAACUCCGUACCACUCUAGAACUGGAGGCCGCCAUAGAAGACAAUACUUCGUACUUCUUACAAAAGCGUUCACAGGAAACUGCUUCCUUUGCAUUGGCCGGCAUAGCCUGCAGCGCAGCGACGCUUAUUUGCGUUUCCUACAUAUACAUAUAUAUUGUCGCCGAGCGACGGUGCUGGAGGAGGGGUGCUAUAGGCACACAUAUUAGCGGUCAGCGCUUGGCCAGCGUGAGUACUGCUGAUCAUGCAAAUUUGGUACGUUGCCCUCAACAUACGCUUGGGCUGAACUGUUUAUGUACACAUUGCAACAGAGUGCUACAAUGUGAUUGUAUAUUAUGAAUACAGUGGUUAACCGAUAUGUGUGCAUACUACAUCUCCCUCCUUUUGAAAAAUAACGUAAUAUUAUGAAGUUAUUUUAAAGGUAGUUUAUACAUUAUUAAAAAUUGUGUUAUGAUUGUUUUUAAGUACAUUUAUGUAGUGAGAAUUUUUAAGUAAAACCUCAAAAAGAAAAAUAUAUUUUUUUUUUUAUUAUUAUUAAUAUUAUUAUUUUUAUUUUUAUGCCUAUGUAUGAUCAUACUAUAAAUAUUUACGACGUCGCAAUUUUUAAUCUGUCUUUAUGAACAGUUUGCUUUUU